Molecule: messenger RNA, 348 nt
Organism: Topomyia yanbarensis
Lineage: Eukaryota; Metazoa; Arthropoda; Insecta; Diptera; Culicidae
Exons: 1
Coding region: 1-348 (115 amino acids)
Source: RefSeq, a predicted model, not a curated record
AUGCCAAACUCCGGUGGUCCGAGAAGCAGCACGCGUCGUCUGCUCUCUAAUGUCACGCCAUCGAUACUGCGAUAUGGGGUUCCUACCUGGUGCACUACGCUGAAAACCAAGCGGAAGUACGACAAGCUAAACGGGGCGUUCCGGUUGCUGGCCAGACAAAUCGUGAGAGCGUACAGAGCUAUAUUGUCGGAGGCAGUAUGCGUUAUCACCGGGAUGAUUCCCAUCUACACAACCCUAGUGGAGAAUAUCGAGUAUUACGAUCGGAAAAACACAAGAAAUGGCCCCUCCAAAACCUGCUUGGACCGGGAGGACCGGACUUCAACCCAAAUAAUGUCGUCUACAAAAUGA